Closterium sp. NIES-65 is the source of this 792-nucleotide messenger RNA. Lineage: Eukaryota; Viridiplantae; Streptophyta; Zygnematophyceae; Desmidiales; Closteriaceae. The record is from the annotation of a GenBank genome assembly.
AUGGCAACCUAUACCCCCAAACUCAUUGCCUGGUCCGCUGCUGACAACCGCGCCUGCACCGUCCUCCUCGGCGCCCUCCCCGACACCCUCAUGCGCCGCUUCCAAGCCAGGGAACUCCGCGCCUCUGUGAUCUGGACGGAACUACACGCCAUGUUCGAACGUCGUGAUAUCGGCUCCGUCGGUAUUCUCUUUCAGGAAUACUUCUCCAUCACGCUCGCUACUUGUGAUGGUGCUGUUGACUAUGUGGGACGAAUGCGCGAAGUAGCUGACCGCCUUGAAGCCCGACAGGCCGGCCUCUCCGAACCUCUACAGAUUCACCGCCUCCUCUUCAAUCUCACUCCGGAUUAUGAAUCCCGCCUCCACGCAUUCACUGAGGCCAACCCCAUGGCCGACCUCGGCUCCGUCGAACAGUGGAUCAUCGACACAGAAGUCAAACUUCGCACCCCAGUCGUCAAUCUCACCACCCCUCAACCCUCCCCCUCCUCCCUCAACGCCACGCAGCCGCGCAAGCAGGGCAAGGGCAACGGCAAAGGGGGCGGCGGGGGCAAGGGUGGUGGCGGACGUGGUGAGGGCAGCAGUGCAGGACGUGGAGGCGAUGAGAACAGUACCACCUCUCCUGGCGGCUCCUCUGGGGGACGGGGAAAUCGGCCGGGCACUCUCCCACCUUGCACCUACGUUCGUCGCCAUGGUCCCCGUGCUGGCACGCCUUGUGGCCAAACGACUCACCCCCCUACUACCUGCUUCAAAGCCCUUGAUGAUGCCUGGUGUGGCCACUCCUCUCACGCACAAUAG